This is a messenger RNA of Bursaphelenchus okinawaensis, 782 nucleotides long. The record is from the annotation of a GenBank genome assembly. NCBI's taxonomy places the organism in Eukaryota, Metazoa, Nematoda, Chromadorea, Rhabditida, Aphelenchoididae.
AUGGAUAAGAUCCUAUUGCUUCCCCUGCUGCUAAUUCAUUAUAUUCAUGUUGUGGCGGGAAAAGAGUGCGAUGGAGACGCGGAUUGUCAAACCUUUUGGCCUCAAGCGGUCUGUGCCCGAGGCCGAUGUCGCUGCGGCAAAGACUUUUUGCGACGAAAAAGUGCCAGUUUUGGUUGGGUCUGUUUGAGCUUGAACGAUGCAGGUAAGGAGACGAAUUUAUUGUAUUUAAGGAAGUCUGAACGGUUGACUAUAGGGGGUAGGGUGGAGAUGAAGAGAAGAUGACACAAAAUAUGCCAAAUAGGUCAAAAAAAUCAAAUUAAGUUUAACAAAAUCUAGCUUUCAGUAACUGGCAGUCUCGGAGCCCAAGAGACGUGCCCAUUCCCAGCUGGAGCUGGUCAUCUUGUCGCGUUAAAAGAUGAAAACAAAAAUAUUGUGAUGUGCGACGAAAACAACGGAACAAGUUGUGGCGACAAAUACGAAUGUAUAGGAGGGAUAUCAGCUGGAGGAGGGACUUGUUGUCCCCGGAAAGGUAAAAUAUCAAAUUUUUGCUAAUACUGUCUUUGUGCUACACAUUGAUGUCAUUUACAACAUCAUAACCACUCUUGUUUCCAGAGGCCAGCUGCGAUCCGUCGCUGGUGCGAACGGACGACGGCGGUUGGUUGGAACGGUGGUAUUUCGAUGGGACGACGUGUUCGGCGUUUGAUUGGAACCCGGAAACAACACAAAGUCCCAAUACUUUUGCGUCCAAACAACAAUGCGACGCCGUUUGUGGUCACGUUUAA